GAGGCAGGAGGAGGGAGAGCUGUCCUCGCGUGUGAGCUGCUGACAGGGAGAACCUGCUCCUUUCACUGAACGUAACGACAGGAGCUGGGGAGAUUCGUAUCAGAGCUGACAUUGAGAUUGCUGACAGCUGGGGGUGGAGGAGAAUAGUGCAGGAAUCCCUCAGCCUGGGAAGGGGGAGUGGACCAGUGGAAGUUGAGCAUCUUUCCUCUUUCUUCCCACGCCGUGUGCCCUCCCCGGCUGCAUCUUGUCUCGGGCGGGGAUGAGGAGUGAGCCGGCCCCGGGGAAGGCAGCAGCUCGGCCGGCGGACGGGGCUGUGUGCCUGGGACACUCUCUGCCGGUCUCGGUGCUGAGGGGUGUCGCCAGGUUCCGGCUGCUGUGUCCCGUGAACCAGCGGGGAGUAGCUGACACUCUGGUGAAAGGAAACGGCGCUAAGGCAGCUCAAAGCGAGAUGUGCAGUGAGUGUUACACUAACCAGUCCUUCGUCUUCGACGAUGGAAUCGCGGAUACAUACGCGUCCAGACUGUCCCCCGUCGGCGACCAGAAUCGCAAUAGCGACGGAGUCAUCCUGGACAUCGCGUCCCUGAAAAUGAACGAGCUGGAGACGGACGUCCCUCCACUGCCUCCAAGGUACCGAUUCCGGGAUUUACUCUUGGGAGACCAGUCCUUCCAGAACGAUGACAGGGUGCAGGUAGAAUUCUACGUGAAUGAGAACACCUUCAAGGAACGACUGAAACUCUUCUUCAUUAAAAACCAAAGAUCAAGUUUAAGAAUACGAAUCUUUAACUUCUCCCUGAAGGUACUCACUUGCCUUCUGUACAUACUGCGGGUUUUGUUGGACGAUCCCACAGAAGGAAUUGGAUGCUGGGGAUGUACAAAGAAGAAUUAUUUAAACACAUCAUCUAGUGACAUAAUCGAUUGGGGUUCCAUAUUCUGGGUCAACAGGACACUGUCGCUGUGGGGAAUUCAGGUUACAGUGGCCUUGAUUAGUUUCUUGGAAACCAUGCUCCUCACAUACCUAAGCUAUAAGGGGAACAUCUGGGAACAGAUUUUCCGAGUAACAUUUAUCCUUGAAAUGAUCAACACUGUUCCUUUCAUCAUCACAAUUUUCUGGCCACCUCUGAGGAAUCUUUUCAUCCCAGUCUUUCUAAACUGCUGGCUGGCCAAGCAUGUGUUGGAGAACAUGAUAAAUGACUUGCACAGAGCCAUUCAGAGGACACAGUCUGCUAUGUUUAACCAAGUCUUAAUAUUGAUUUGUACGCUACUCUGUCUUGUGUUUACUGGGACGUGUGGAAUCCAGCACUUGGAGAGAGCAGGAGGCAACCUCAGCCUUUUCAAAUCCCUCUACUUUUGCAUCGUCACCUUCUCUACUGUUGGAUAUGGCGACGUGACUCCUCGGAUCUGGCUUUCGCAACUCCUUGUUGUCAUAAUGAUUUGUGUUGCUUUAGUCGUAUUGCCUCUCCAGUUUGAAGAACUGGUUUAUCUGUGGAUGGAGAGACAGAAAUCUGGUGGUAAUUACAGCCGACACCGAGCGCAGACUGAGAAACACGUUGUAUUGUGUGUCAGCUCCUUAAAGAUCGACUUGUUGAUGGAUUUCCUCAAUGAAUUCUAUGCUCACCCCAGGCUUCAGGAUUAUUAUGUUGUCAUCCUGUGUCCAACAGAGAUGGAUCUCCAGGUGCGCAGAGUGUUACAGAUUCCGCUCUGGUCACAGCGAGUUAUUUAUCUCCAGGGGUCAGCUUUGAAAGACCAGGAUCUCAUGAGAGCUAAGAUGGAUGAUGCAGAAGCCUGUUUCAUUCUGAGUAGCCGUAACGAAGUGGAUCGUACAGCAGCGGAUCAUCAGACCAUCUUGAGAGCUUGGGCGGUGAAGGAUUUCGCCCCAAAUUGUCCCCUUUAUGUUCAGAUCCUGAAGCCAGAAAACAAGUUUCAUGUCAAGUUUGCAGACCACGUGGUGUGUGAAGAGGAAUUUAAGUAUGCCAUGUUAGCCUUGAAUUGCAUCUGCCCCUCCACCUCCACUCUCAUCACCCUAUUGGUUCAUACCUCCAGGGGGCAGGAAGGACAACAAUCCCCUGAGCAAUGGCAAAGGAUGUACGGUCGAUGCUCAGGGAAUGAGGUUUAUCACAUCAAACUCGGUGACAGCAAGUUCUUUGGAGAAUAUGAAGGCAAAAGUUUCACCUACGCGUCUUUCCACGCUCACAAGAAGUAUGGUGUCUGCCUGAUAGGCGCAAAGAGAGAAGAUAACAAAAGCAUUUUGCUCAAUCCUGGGCCCCGGUAUAUUAUGGUGAGCUCAGAUACCUGCUUCUACAUUAACAUUACAAAGGAAGAAAAUUCAGCAUUCAUCUUCAAAGAGGAAGAGAAGCAAAAAAGGAAGGGUCUAAGUUCCGAAGGCAUCUUUGGUGGUGCUUCCAGGCUACCUGUCCACAGCAUCAUUGCAAGCAUGGUUAACCAGUCCACAGCCUACGGCACUGUUGCUAUGGAUCUACAGAACACAGACUGCCGCUCAUCUAGUGGCACCACAUUGACCUUGCCUUCAGAAAAUGGAGCAGGAAGUAGGAGGCCCAGCAUUGGACCUGUCUUGGAGAUUGCUGACUCUGCUGUCAUCUUACCAUGUGACCUCCUAAGUGAUCAAUCAGAGGACGAGGCCAAUCCAUCUGAUGAUGACAGCCUACCUGCCCCUGAGUAUGUGAAAGGAUACCCUCCCAAUUCUCCCUACAUUGGAAGUUCUCCAACUCUCUGCCACCUUUUACCUGUGAAGGCUCCAUUCUGCUGUCUCCGAUUAGACAAGGGCUGUAGACACAACAGCUUCGAAGAUGCAAAGGCUUACGGCUUCAAGAAUAAACUGAUCAUUGUGUCUGUGGAGACAGCGGGCAACGGACUGUACAAUUUUAUUGUCCCCCUUCGAGCCUAUUACAGGCCCCGGAGAGAGCUGAACCCCAUUGUGCUGCUGCUUGAUAACCCACCAGAGAAUCACUUUUUGGAAGCUAUCUGCUGUUUCCCAAUGGUUUAUUUCAUGGUGGGAUGUAUUGAUAACCUGGAUAAUCUACUGCAGUGUGGGAUUAUUUAUGCUGAUAACCUGGUGGUUGUGGACAAAGAGAGUACGAUGAGCGCUGAGGAAGACUAUAUGGCUGAUGCCAAGACUAUUGUUAACGUUCAAACAAUGUUCAGGUUGUUCCCCAGUCUCAGUAUCAUCACUGAAUUGACUCACCCAUCAAAUAUGAGGUUCAUGCAGUUCCGAGCCAAGGACUGUUAUUCACUUGCACUCUCCAAAUUAGAAAAGAAGGAGCGUGAGAAAGGCUCAAAUUUGGCAUUCAUGUUCCGACUUCCCUUUGCUGCUGGAAGAGUGUUCAGUAUCAGCAUGUUAGACACACUGUUGUACCAGUCCUUUGUUAAAGAUUACAUGAUCCCAAUCGCCCGGUUAUUACUGGGACUUGACACUACGCCAGGCUCUGGUUACCUUUGUGCUAUGAAGAUCACAGAGGAUGACUUGUGGAUCCGAACAUACGGCCGACUCUUUCAAAAGCUAUGUUCUUCCAGUGCAGAAAUUCCAAUCGGGAUUUACAGAACAGAGUCACACAUGUUUUCCACAUCUGAGUCUCAGAUCUCAAUCAACGUUGAGGAUGGGGAAGACGUGAAAGAUGUGAAAGACCCUUGGGCUGGCAAGUGUCAUCGGAACUCCACUUCAAGCGACCAAUCAGAGCACCCAUUGCUGAGGCGCAAAAGCAGGCAGUGGGCACGCAGACUGAGUAGGAAAGGGAACAGGCAGACCAGUAAAACAGAUGAAAAGAUCAACCAACAGAGACAGGACCUAUAUCAUCGAUCAGAAAGGCAAGAGCUGUCAGAACUGGUGAAAAACAGAAUGAAGCACUUGGGUUUGCCCACAAUAGGAUACGAGGAUGUAGCAAAUUUAACGGCCAGUGAUGUGAUGAAUCGUGUAAACCUUGGAUAUUUGCAAGAUGAAAUGAAUGACCAUCAGAACACAUUAUCCUACAUUCUGAUUAACCCUCCUCCUGACACACGCCUGGAGCUCAAUGAUAUUGUGUACCUGAUACGCUCAGACCCAUUGGCCAAUGUUCAAAAUGGCUCCCAUAGUCAGAAAAGCAGCUCAUAUCGGCUGUUCCCUUCUAAUGAAGAGGCAAGGAGUGAAACACAGCUAUGAACACUGGUCCUACAAGAAUGAAGACCCACAUUUUGUACCUGCAAAUAGGCCAUUCUCUCCAAGCACUGGGGCUCGUGGCUCCAUCUAUUUAAAAAGGAAGCUGCUCUGAUCACUUGAAGAGACAAGUUUACAGAUUGAAAGGCAUACUCAUUGGUGAUGUUAUUCUGAUCAGACCUUGAAAAAUAACAAUGACUCAACCAGGAGCAGCAUGCAGAGGAGGAGGUCAGAAACAGACAAUGGUCUUAUUUUAUAUGUUUUUAUAUCAUGUAGAAUGCAAUGUGUGCAGUUUACCAUGUAAGGCACAGUAUAUUUAUUGACACACAGCACACUGGAGACGAGUGAUACAAUUUUAGUUGUGGUUGAACAAUUGUCUUUGGUGCUUUCUACUGAAUAGUAUCCGUGGCAUUUAGUGCAUGUAUGAACAAAGCAUCAGGCCUUCCACUAUUCACAUGCCGAAGUUGCUCUAUCAACCUCUUUCACAAAGAAAUUUUUGGUGCCAAAGGGACAAGAAACUUAAUAAGGUCAUUGUGUUAAGUGUACAAACGCAUUUCAAAACAAAAUGCAGGAGGAAUUGCCAUCUCAGAUGCAUUUUGUGCGGUCGGAUGCUUUUCUAACCCAAGUCUCCAGUGUUAACCUGUUGCCUUCAAUCCAACUGAACCGAGAGCAAGGUUCCAGUCAUCAACGUGAAAGGAUGAAGCACAGAUGAAGAUCUGAGCUGGAAAAGGCAGAUGACAUGUGGGAGCAAGCAAACUGUUGCAGAUGUUAUCACCUGUUAUAUUUGCAAAUACAAUUUGCUCUCAGUGUAAUAGGGGAGAGGUGGGCUGUCUCAUUUAUAUUGCAGACUGUUAAGUCAUUUAUCAAUAUUUCUGAACUUUUUUAAUCCAUUCUGCAAGUAAACGUCAUGCACCACAGAUACAUGCUGCAAUCAUUCUACCAUGAGUGUGUGGCUGUUCAUGAUUUUGACAAGCGCAUUGUUUUUUUUUGUCUCCCAACGUAAAGGGAAAGCAGCCGGGCACUGGAAGCAUGAUAUCAAAAAGGGAAAAUAUGGAAACGUAGGGCAAAUGCUAAAACUUCUCAAACAGUUCUUGCGUGAGUCCAUUCACUACAGGGCCCAGAUCUUUCCCAUCUGCCUUGAUCUUUUGUGUUGAUAUUCUGGAGAAAUGCUAGAUUUAGUGACUGAAUGUACAGGAAUUGAAUCCAGAAAUAGUCUGAACUUGUUAGAUGCAUUUUUCUUUUCCAGUGAACAAACAAAUGGAAAACAAAAGCACAACCAUUGGAGUAUAUAUGAUAGACCAGGUCCUGAAAACAAACAGAAUCUCUCACACUGAACUCACAAACUGUAUCAUUUACUACUUUUGCCACAAUGGCUAUGUUCUACAGUGUACAAUGCCUAACACCAUUUAGAUGCUAUAACGUGUGUUAGCCUUGUCUCCACUCAGCAACCCCCCAAGCAAGACUCUCUAAGCCACUGAACAUAAAGAGGGGCACAUACAUGCUUAUGUAAUUUGUACCAUUUGUACAUAAGCUUUAGAAGACAUUGGGAGUGCCUUGUGCCUACAGUCACCACUCACUUAGCCUCAGUGUGAAAGAUGUGUUACUGAGAGCAGCUUUCACGUUGUGCACACAUUUGAAGCUGGUUAUCAUUGUUGCAAAGUAAGUACAGAAACUUCAUAACAAUUUCACAGACCACACCAGCGAGGGGGCGAGCUGAAUGGCAACUAUACAUUGACUCAUGCGAGGUGCAUUUGCUUUUGCUCGAGUUAGUAAAAUGGACGCAGACCCCUUGAAACUACCGAACUUUGGCUUUUUUGGGAAACACCAGGGACAGGCCUUGGUUGAACAUGGGAUUGAACUGAAGCACUGCCAAAUUCAAAUGAGCAUUGUGUACUUCAAUAAUGAUAAAUGUUAGUGUAAUAUGCAAAUCCAGAAGGCAAGUUUUCAAUGAAAGAAGCUGUAUACAUUGAUUGGCCAUAAAUGACACCAAUGAUUUUUGUUUUCGAUGGGAAGCCAUUAACCAUGCUCCAAGAGCUCUGUCAGACACAUUGGCUCAGCUGUAGUGCAGGGAGCUUCAGUUGGCCAAUCCUUCCACAAGGUCACCCUCUCCUCUGAGCAAGUACCCUGUAAUGGGACAGAUGUAACCACGAGAAACAAAUGCAUGCGUCACCUUGAGCAUGCUGCUGAGUUGGGCUGGGUCAGGAUCAUGCAACCCAAUCCCUUCUCAGUACAAAAAAGCAGCCAGGGGAUUUAAUACGCAGUUUUUGUUUUGUGAAGAUAAAUGUUGUGGCUUGCCACUCACUAAGACAGAGCUUCCAUAUCCUGUUAAAUCAGUUGUUCAUGUGUUUUUGAUAAUUUAUGUUCAUGAAAAUAUCUGCAAAAAAAAAAUGAAAUCUGUUGCCUCAUGCACAGCUCAGUAUUUAUGACAAUGAAAAACCAUUGGUAAAAGAACCAGAGGCAGUCAGCUGUUAGGGGUUAGAACGCACGGUCUGAUAGACAUGGAUUCAAUAGGAACUUUUGACAGGAAACUGGACAAAUACUUGGAUGAAAAGAAGUUGCAGGGAUUCUGGUGAAAGACAGGGUAGUGGGAUUAAUUGGAUUACUCUUCGAAAGAGCUGGCAUAGACUCGAUGGACUGAAUGUCCUCCUCCUGUGCCGUACAAUUUUAUGAACCUAUGAAGAUUCUGUGGACCUUUUUUCUUGUAUCUUGUUUUCUGAACUAUACAGUAUUGCUUUGAAGCAAAGAUGUCAUGAUUUUAUACAGUUCUUAAAUAAAGUGUCUAUGUUUUGUGUGAAUGUUAAAAAAUGAAUUAAAAGAAACAGCUGCAUGCAGCCAUGGAUUGAC
Messenger RNA from Stegostoma tigrinum, 6988 nucleotides. It is a transcript of the gene kcnt1b, whose product is annotated as potassium sodium-activated channel subfamily T member 1b. Gene Ontology annotation, biological process: potassium ion transport. The record is from RefSeq and is a predicted model, not a curated record. Lineage: Eukaryota; Metazoa; Chordata; Chondrichthyes; Orectolobiformes; Stegostomatidae. Gene Ontology annotation, molecular function: intracellular sodium-activated potassium channel activity. The transcript is spliced from 32 exons. The coding region runs from base 260 to 4150 and encodes 1296 amino acids. Gene Ontology annotation, cellular component: membrane.